This is a messenger RNA of Schistosoma turkestanicum, 7283 nucleotides long. Lineage: Eukaryota; Metazoa; Platyhelminthes; Trematoda; Strigeidida; Schistosomatidae. The record is from the annotation of a GenBank genome assembly.
GUUUAAGAUGGUAUGGUUGUUAUGUACGGUAUUUCACUAGUUUGCGUACGGAGGUAAUCUACUCCCUCUUCAGUAUACAGGAAAUCUGUUGGCAGAGAAUGAUUCUGAGAUACUCAGUAUUUAGUAAAGGCAUGGAUUCAUCUAAAAACUACAUAGAACUUAUUUACUAUGCAAUCUAAUGAAGGCAGUAUAUCAUCCCGUCACAUUCGUCCACUUCUUGGUAUUGAUUCUUCAAGGCAUUCAUCGCAUAAUAUGAGCCCCAAAAAACAUGCAUAUCCUGUCGAAUCAACUAACUUACCACCACCUCCUCCGCCUCCACCUCGAUAUCCACUGAAAAAUGAUGGAUUCUCCCCACAUACUGGAUAUAUGAUAAGUGGUACUCCCACUGAGCAAACACCAAAAUCUCCACCAAGGACUUCUUCUUUACGACCAAGAGGAAUUCCCCUAAAACGUGAGAUUGGCUCACAUGAUCGUGUUUUACAACCUGUCGCAUAUGGAUCAUCGGAUCGUCAAAAUUUGAGAAAAGCACAAAUUAUUACAUCUGCUAACAAUAAUGUAACCAAUGAGGAGAAAUCUUUUCCACUUGUAGAUCAUUCUAUUCAAUCAUUGAAUGAUACUCCAACAACAACAACGACUACUACUAGCGGUGGUAGUAGUAGUAGUACUGAUGAAAAAAAAUCAAUAAAAAUGCAUAAAAAUAAAAUUCCUGGUUUAUGUCAGACUACUUCUACUCCUACUCCUCCUCCUACUACUACUACUCCAGAUCCUCGAAGUACACCAUUGUUGUCACGUUUAUUGGCACCGGGUUUCGCCAGCUCUGUUGUUGUUAAUUCCACUACAAAUAGUCCGCCAAGUUCAAAUCGACGUGAAACAUCGACCAAUUCAAGUUAUCUCAUAUUAGAAAAUGAUUCAACUUCUAAUUUGUUCAUCAAUUCAUCGAAUGCACAAAAUUAUUUUUUAUCUGAAACAAAGCCACAACAUCAACAGCAGCAACACACAUUGGAAUUCGAUACAAUGAAUUCUAAGAAAUUGUCAACAAAUAAUCGUGAAAUGAAAAAUUCUUGGAAUUCCCCGUCAUCUUCUACCAACGUCAAAUCAGUGAAUCGUGAAUGGUGUGAAUCCAUGAAUUGGCCUGGUAAAUCAGAACAACCGCCAGCGCCACCACCGACAACAACAACCACCAAUGUUCCAUCGAAUAAAAAUCAAUCACCAAAUUUUCAACCAUCUCCUGAUAGUCAAUGUUGGCGUUUAAUGACAUCAGUUCAUAGGAAAAAUGAUCAUCGAUUAUUACCGCGUCAAUUAUCUUCAUCGAAUACAUGUUCAUCUGCUACAACACAAGAUGAAUUGGAAUCCAGCAUUGAUUCACCGGGAAUUUUCAAUCGACGUCGUUGUAAUGUGGCAUCGAAUGAUCGAAAUCAUCAAAUGUACGCGAAAACUGAUGAAUUCUCCACAAAUGCUUCUAGUUCCGGUGAUGCAGAUGACAGUGUCGGCGUUGGUGUCGAUGGUGGUCGUGGUGGUGGUGGUGGUGGUGGUGAUGUGGACAAUGAGGAUGAGGAUGAUGAUGAUGAUGACGACGGCGACGACGAUGGUGACCAUGCUGUGCAUCAAACAUUACACAAUGACGAUGAGAUGGAAUCGAACACUCGUAGCGAUGAGCAAGACGAUGAUGAUGGUGUUGAUGGUGUUGUCGAUAACGUGAAUACUAUUGAUCAUGAUGAUGAUGAUGAUAGAACUGUUCCAAAUGACAAUGAUACAAUUGGCAAUCAGAAUAAUCAUAAUAAUGACGACGAUAACAAUGAUGACAGUAAUUCCAUGCAACUCUUAAUGAUUCAUCGUUCAUCACAUUCUUAUGUCAAUGAAUCACAAGAAAUGUUUGCAUUACAUGAAGAACAAGAAAAUUAUCAACGACGACAACUACAACAACAACAGCAACAUCAGCAACAACAACAGAAUACUGAACACUACACUCAUCAUUCUCAUCAUCAUCAUCAUCGUCCCCAUCAUUCUCAUCAACAACAAUUGAAUAAAGAACAAAAAUUAACACCUCAAAUAGUUUUGCCAAAUUCAUCUGAAGAACCAUGUGAUUUUGAAGAGGAAGAGGAAGAAGAAGAAGAAGAUUAUUCUAAUCAACUGAUUCCUGAAACUGACAAUCUGAAUUCACAAGGUACAAUCCAACCGCCACCGCCUCCGCCUCCUCCAUAUCGAAUUCCUGAUCACCUUCAACCAACGGAUGAGUCGUCAUGUUUCACAGCUCAUUCUUGGUUCCCACCAAAUUACCAUUUAUCGCCAUAUGCACAGUUACCUUUUCAUCAUCAACAUCAACAUCAUCAUCAUCAGCAGCAGCAGCAACCUGCUCCUCAGCCUCCUCAAUUUUUUCACGACAAAUUAUUCCCACUUACUACUACUACUACUACUCAUCAACAACAACAACAGCAAUAUGAUAUGAAAUAUUCUAGUAAUUUGCCUCAGUCAACACUAUGGCCAUUCAGUGAAAAUUCCAAAAUUCCAAGCCAUAAUAAUUGCUUGUCAGAAUCAUUAUCUAUGCCUUAUCCAGGUGAUAUUUUGUCUAAACAUCGUGUUCCAUAUCCAAUGAAUAAAGAGGAAUUAUCGAAAAUGAUAAAAACUGAUUUUAUCCCACCAUUCACAUCGAUCUCGUCACAACCCCCCAGUUUCCCAAUUCGUUGGUGUUAUCAUGGUUUUUACAUGGCACCUCGUCUACCACCAACCACAUCGAUCAGUUUUCAUAAUCAUUUACCAAUUGUUGCAUGUUGUACAACAGCAACUGGUUUUGUUUUAACCGCAACCACUACUACUACUACUAAUACUACUACUACUACAACUACUGUGCCUACAUCUCAUAGUUAUUCUUCUUUAGCCUAUGAAUACAAUCGUUAUCGUCAUCAUCAUCAUCAUCAGCAUCAUCAACAAUCUGAAUUACCUGUGAACAAUAAUAAUAAUAGUAAUAAUAAUAAUGCCAUGAAUGGACAAUUUAUCACCGAUAUGGAAUUAUUGCCUUCAUUGACAAAUAAACCAGAAUCAAUGAUUCAUUCGAAUGUUACACAAAUGGAAUUUUUAAAUCUGUUAAAAGAAAAUCAACAAUUAAAACAACGUCUUUUGGAUAUCAAUGUACGACUUCAAUAUGUCGAUGAGCUUGAAUGGCAUGUACAACAAUUAAGUCAUUUAGUAGAAUCCAUGAUUUUAUCACAUCAACGUCAAUGUGAAUUAGACUAUCAAUUACAAAUCUAUUCACCAUUAUCUGCUCCUCCUGUUCAUGGUGUUGGCGGGAGUGGUGGUGGCGUCGGUAGUGCGGGUGCUGGUGUUGAUCUUCAUCGUUUCAAAAUACCUCCGAAUUCUUCCUCUUCUUCAACAUCCUCUUCACCGUUUGGAUUAACCACUGAUCAUCCGUGUUUUCAUUAUAUGCCAGCUAAUCCUGGCAGUUUACCUGUUAUGCCAACAAAUAUGUCAAGUUGUAGAACUCAUCAUCCAUGUACUGUACAAAAUAUCACUAGACGAAUGACACAGCCUAAUAUUAUUAUGCCUACACGUUUCUAUGGUCCACGUGUAAAACAAACACUGCAACCGGAAAAAAUGGAGCAACGAACCCCGAUGUUGCAUUCCAUUAAACGUUCUCUACAUCCCCAUUUAGUCAGUUCGUCUAUGGAUCCACGUACUGUUUCCUUGGAUCGUAUAUCACAACCAAGAAAUGCUUCUACAACUUCAUCUCGUCUAGAAGCAGAAACAGAAGAAGAAACAUGUCAUUGUAUACAAUAUCCAUUAUUAUUACAUGAACCAUUCACAUCAUCAACACAUCAUCAUCAUCAUCAUUCUAAAGAACAUCCAGCCUAUAUGAAUCCAAUCACAAAAGAUUCCAGUCGAUUAUCGUCUACCACACCUAAUGUUUCAACGAUGAUGAUGAUGAUGACGAUGAUACCAUCGACUAAUCCAUACUGUUCACCGAAUUAUGGUCGACGUCGUUCUGCACUGAGAACAAUAUCAACUACAACAACAACAACUACAACUACACCGCCGCUUGACAAUGGCACCACACAUUUACUAGCACAUUCCAAUGUACCGGCAAUGUAUUGUUGUUGUGGCUGUUGUUCACCUCCUCCGCCACCUCGAUUAUUACCACCGAUUCCGUAUGUUACCAGUAAACCGAUAGCUAAUCCUACUAUUAAAAUUACUGAUGAAAAUAAACUUGUGAAUAAUAUCUCUUCCAAAUUCAAUGAUCAUACAAUCAUGUCAAAUGAUUCCACAAAUAAUAACACAAAUAACACAAAUAAUCAUAACAAUAAUAAUCGACCGAAAAAUCUUAGUUUUAUGACAGAAAAAUCAGAAAUUUUAGAUGAUAGUCAAAUGUUAUUGCGUCAUUUAUCACCGAAUAAUGAAUUUCAAUGUGUCAAUAGUUGUACAGUGGUAGCGACAACAACUACAUGUCAAUUAACACAUUACUAUCCAUUAUGUGUUAUUGAUCAGCAUGCUUUGAUGAAAAAUGAGACGAGCAAUGAUAAUAAUACUAGUACUAGUACUUCAACAACAGUCCCUCUAACAUCGACAAACAUGAUGACAGUGGCGGCGGCGGCGGCGGCGACGACGAUGACGUCAGUAGUAUCAACAACUGUAUGCUCUUCAGUGAGUUCCAUUGCAACUAAAUCAAACACUGUUAGUCAUCAUCGGCAACAACAACAACAACAACAGUUUAAGGAGAAAUCUUGUUUAACUAAACCAAAAUGUACGCUGCCUAGUAGAAUAAACAAGAAGACAUUUGCUACGUCAACCGGCGAACAAAAGCAAUCACAACAACACCAGCAACGGCAAUCAGUCAUGGAUGGUGCUGUUAAUGAGUCGACUAAUAAACGUGUGAAACAAUCAUCAUUGUUAAAUCGUUCUAAUGCAAUGGUACCGAGAAAGAAAUACAAUAACAAUAACAACCAAAAUGUACAGAAUAAAUCAACUGCAGCACCAAGUACUGCUACUACUACUACUACUCCUACUGUUACUAAUACUCAAACAUCUAAUAAGAAAACAAUACGUUCUACUACUGCUUCAUCAUCGUCAAUUGCCAAUCAAGACCUCGAUUAUAGCGGUAGUUAUGAAGGUGUUUCCAAUUCCAAUUCUUUGCAUUCUCAAUCAUCGGAAGCAUCAAGUUUAGAACCGGAUUCAACAUUAUCAGAAAAUUUAUCGGGUAGAAAACAUCAUUACACUAUGAAACAUUCCAUAGGCGAUCAAAAAAAUUCAACAACAAAUACUACUACUGAUAAUAGUAGUAUAACUAGUCAAUCAUCUAAAAUGUUAAUCAUUCCUACUGAACAGUGUUAUUCUUCAGUUCGUUAUCAAACAUCAAAUGAAUUGAAAAGUUGCUCGAAUUCUACAUUGUCAUCACCAUCUGCUUUAAAUCAUUCAAUAUUUCCACAGAUACAAGCAUCUUCUCCUGGAGAAGAUUCAUCAUUGCUCAAUUCUAGUCCGAUUGCUACUACUACUACUACUACUACAACUCAUAGUAAUAUCUCUUGUAUUCACAUAAAUAAUUCCACUUCAUUUACACCAUGUCAUUUAGCUAAUAAUCUAAAUUCAAUGACACAUACAACAACAUCAAUGGCUAAUCAGAAUUUUGUUAAAAAGCCAAAUCUUAUUGAAAUACCUAAUUAUUAUCGUCAACCGCCGCCGACAUCAUCUCACUUACAAUCAUCACCUUCAACGAAUUAUCCAUUGGAAAAAAUUCGUUUCAAUGAAUUAUUGUCACAUCCAACAAGUCCAUCGACUACCAAUCGUUCAUUGCUGAAUACGAAUCAUGGAAAUAUUCGACCAAGUAGUAGUUUAUUAAAUGUACCACAAAAAAAUCUGACACAUCAAGUACGUUUCGCCUCACCUGUUCGUUUAAAUCCUCCAUACAGUAGUAAUGCGAAUAGUAGUGGUACUUGUAGUACUACUACAAGUACUACUACUUGCGCUACUAGUACUAUUACUACAAAUACUACUACUAAUAAUAAUAAUCGUAGAAUAUUUUUCAAUACAUCAAUCAGAAGUCCAAUCAUGCAUCAUUCAAAUGUCAACAAUCAAAGCUCUUCCACCAUCAAUAGUAUUGUAUCACCGAAUCUAUUGCGUAAACAAUACUAUUAUCAUUAUUAUGAAUAAAUACCGAAAAAAACGGCGUUCGUUUGUUGUAUAUUGAGUCAUCCAUCGGGGAUUUGUGUUAUUCACAAGCUUUUAAUUGAUUGAUUGAUUUAUCAAAAAGUUAUCCUAUCCAAAAUACAGUCUUCUCAUUCUUUUUCUCUGUGUGUGUGUGUGCGCGUGUGUGUGUGGUUUUUUUAAACUUUAUUUCGAAUUCUAUAUGAUAUUUUGUAAAAUAAUACCAAAAAAAGAAUGAAUUGAAUAUUGAUCAUAUUCUAUGAUAUAAUUUAAACAAUUGCGAAAGCGGACAAUUCAACCGGCAAAAUAUAUUACCUCAAUAUUUAACUUUUUUUAUCGAAUACAUUGAUGAUGCUGACACUGUUUUCUUUUAUAGUCAAUCACACCUUGUGAGGGGCUACACACGAAAUGUUUUCUCCUUUUUUUCUUUAUUUUAUCCUUUCGAAUUUCCCACAAAAAAAGAAACUGGUCUUUUUCUGUUUUUUUCUAUUGUUCAAUGUACAAUAAAUGAAGACAACAAAAAAGUGCAACAAAGUGCAAUUUCUUUAAUUUACAAAAUAAUCAAACACACACACUUUUUUUUUGUUCUUUAGUUCUUUGGUUCUUUCGUCUUUCAUGUUUUGUUUUGUUUUGAAGAAAAAAAAGAACAGAAUUAUUUUGAACAUUUAUUUCGUAAUCAAUAAAAAUUCAGAAGAAUUUACUCAUUCAUCAUCAAUCACAUUGUGCCUGCCAUCCAAGUCGAUCAACAAUGGUGGAUUAUUAUGCAUUUAAAUAAAGUGACUGACUACAGCAUCUCUGUGCUGUACGCUUCUGUUAUAUUUUCUUAUUUCUUCAAGUUGAGUGCAUUUAUUUCGGUAGGUUUCGGUUGCAUUUUUUCCUCAUUCAUGUGUGUCGCGGAUGGUUCCUCGGUGUAUGUGUGUGUGUACGUGUGUGUAUGAUGAAGUGCAGUGCAGUGUAGUAAAAAUAGUUAUUUACUUGUUAUCUCUCAUUUCCUGCUGCCUUUACUGCUGUUCUUAGUUCUGUUAUUAUUAUUAUUAUAAAUAUUAUUAUUAUUACUGGCAUAUUAUAUGAACUAAUUUGCUUUCGAAUUUUAAUUUCUACAAUUUUUUUUCUUGUUUGAAUGAAUCUAUUGUUAUUUAUUAUUAUUAUUAUUA